Aspergillus neoniger CBS 115656 is the source of this 769-nucleotide messenger RNA. Its product is annotated as SNARE domain- containing protein. The coding region runs from base 146 to 769 and encodes 207 amino acids. Lineage: Eukaryota; Fungi; Ascomycota; Eurotiomycetes; Eurotiales; Aspergillaceae. The transcript is spliced from 6 exons. Gene Ontology annotation, biological process: endoplasmic reticulum to Golgi vesicle-mediated transport. The record is from RefSeq and is a predicted model, not a curated record.
AGAGCCUGCUCGCUCACCCAUCUUUCCCCUGCUGUUUAGGGCCUCCGUCUUGCGACAUGUGCCCCCGCUGGCUGUGAUCGCCUCCUUUAAAAUAUCAUAUUUCUAUCCACUUUAACUCUCACAAUUAAUAAUCUCACGAUCUGUUAUGGCUUCACGAUUCCCACGCUCUAACCUACACCAGCGCGAUCCUCGUGCCUCCUCGUCCCUUUUCGAUUCAUACGGUGGCGGUUCUCGACCCGCCAGUAAAUCCCCGGGUAGCGUAGGUGGUUACGGGUAUGGAGGAUACACGCCCCCGGCCGGGGAUGGCUCCGUGAAUGGCAACUCCAGGGGAGGGUUUCGUUCUGCGACCCCAAACGCCAAGGGUCAUUACUCUGAUGCUGUACUAUCCCACCUAGAGUCUCAGAAUGAUGCAGAGGUCGAGGGAAUCAGCGCCAAGGUCAAGAUGUUGAAAGAUCUCACGGUUGCUAUUGGCGACGAGAUUCGGGAUACCUCCACCAUAUCGGACCUCAAUAACACCUUCGAGAACACUCGUGUUCGUCUCCGCGGAAACAUGAACCGUAUGCUGCGGAUGGCAGAGCGCACCGGCGUUAGCUGGAAACCAGGCAUGAUAUCUCGGGAGCUCUAUUGGCCCACAGAGGGCCAUGACCUUGAGCUAUUUAUCCAUAUACAGGGACACAAUUGCGUCAAUCCCUUCACCUUCAUCCGCCCAGCUCCUUGCCCAGAGAACCCAUGGCUUGAGGCCAAGGACGUUUCUUCGACAUCGACAUAA